This is a messenger RNA of Paramuricea clavata, 694 nucleotides long. Lineage: Eukaryota; Metazoa; Cnidaria; Anthozoa; Malacalcyonacea; Plexauridae. The record is from the annotation of a GenBank genome assembly.
GAGCAAGCAGAAAAGUCGAGAAAUCUCAAGAAAAUACGAAAAGAAAAACAGAAAGAAAGAAGCCAGAAAGAACUAUCUUUGAUAAAGCAAGGAAAACGACCAUUUUAUUUAAAGAAAUGUAAGCAUCUUUUAACAUACUUUUAUUGGCUGUUUCGUUUGCCUGGUGUAAGUUACUGCCUAUUCUGCAUUUUCGUUUGUUCCUAGUGGCAGAAAUGCUGUAUUCUUAUGUAGAGUUAAAUAGAGAAAUGUCGUAAAAACUAACCUCUGUACAAAUAUUGAAAAUGCAGAAUAGGCAGUAACUGAAAUCAGGCCAGCAUUACAUUAAAUACUUCGACACACUUUGUUUUUCGGCCAGCGAUUGAGGCAAGUUGCAAACGACUUACUUUAUUCUCAGAUUUAGCGAUAAACAACAUCGCGUUAUAUAAUUCACAGUUCACAGUUGAAGCCAUAUUUCAACCGUGAUAUGUAAAUUAGAAUAAAUAGUCAUGGGCGUGAUUUAUGGCCAUAAUAAAUACCCCUGGCCGUUGUUAAAUUAUUUCCAUUACGAUUUAUUUUAGCGGAAAGAAAGAAACUAGAAUUAGCUGAGAAGUAUAAGACUUUGAAGGGAUCGAAAAAACUUGAUCAAUAUAUGAAUAAAAAGAGGAAGAAAAAUGCGAUGAAACAACGCAAACGUCUGCCCAAAGAACGUGAAUGA